Messenger RNA from Suncus etruscus (white-toothed pygmy shrew), 4923 nucleotides. It is a transcript of the gene CDK14, whose product is annotated as cyclin dependent kinase 14. The coding region runs from base 245 to 1516 and encodes 423 amino acids. The transcript has 15 exons. Gene Ontology annotation, cellular component: nucleus; cytosol; cytoplasm. Lineage: Eukaryota; Metazoa; Chordata; Mammalia; Eulipotyphla; Soricidae. Gene Ontology annotation, biological process: protein phosphorylation. The record is from RefSeq and is a predicted model, not a curated record. Gene Ontology annotation, molecular function: cyclin-dependent protein serine/threonine kinase activity; cyclin binding; ATP binding.
UUCAAGAUUGUGAGAUCUGGCUCGUGUUGCUAUUUUACUUUUGAUGGUGGUAUGAUCUCUAGCCCUGUCAUAAUUCUGCAGUUGUAGUACGGCCGUACCAUUUCAGCUUGCUAGUGCAGAAAGAUGUGAAUUCAGUUGCUGUAUCAGCCUGGCCUGGUGCAAACACACUGCUAGAGACAUGUUAAAGAGUUCCAGGUGAAUCAAGCUUGAGAGAGACAGCAGCAGCACGAUAUGUGUCACAAAGAUGUCUACACGGAACUGCCAGGGAAUGGACUCAGUGAUCAAGCCCCUGGACACAAUUCCUGAGGAUAAAAAAGUCAGGGUUCAGAGGACCCAAAGCACUUUUGACCCAUUUGAAAAACCAACUAACCAAGUAAAGAGGGUGCAUUCUGAGAACAAUGCUUGCAUUAACUUCAAGACUUCCUCCACAGGCAAGGAGUCCCCUAAAGUUAGGCGGCACUCCAGCCCCAGCUCACCCACAAGUCCCAAAUUUGGAAAAGCUGACUCAUAUGAAAAGUUGGAAAAACUAGGAGAAGGAUCUUAUGCCACAGUAUACAAAGGGAAGAGCAAGGUAAAUGGGAAGUUGGUAGCCUUGAAAGUGAUCAGGCUGCAAGAAGAAGAAGGUACACCUUUUACAGCUAUCAGGGAAGCUUCUUUAUUAAAAGGACUAAAACAUGCUAACAUAGUGCUGCUUCAUGAUAUCAUCCACACCAAGGAGACACUGACACUUGUGUUUGAAUAUGUGCACACUGAUUUAUGUCAGUACAUGGACAAACACCCUGGGGGGCUGCAUCCAGAUAAUGUGAAGUUGUUUUUAUUUCAGUUGCUGCGAGGGCUGUCUUACAUCCACCAGCGUUAUAUUUUGCACAGAGACUUGAAACCACAGAACCUUCUGAUCAGUGACACGGGGGAGUUAAAGCUGGCAGAUUUCGGUCUUGCAAGAGCAAAGUCCGUCCCUAGCCACACAUACUCCAAUGAAGUGGUUACCUUGUGGUAUAGACCUCCAGAUGUCCUCUUGGGCUCAACAGAAUAUUCUACCUGCCUUGACAUGUGGGGAGUUGGCUGCAUCUUUGUUGAAAUGAUACAAGGAGUGGCUGCUUUUCCAGGAAUGAAAGAUAUUCAGGAUCAACUUGAACGAAUAUUUCUGGUUCUUGGAACACCCAAUGAGGACACAUGGCCUGGAGUUCAUUCCUUACCACAUUUUAAGCCAGAACGCUUUACCCUGUACAGCUCCAAAAACCUUAGACAAGCAUGGAAUAAGCUCAGCUAUGUGAAUCAUGCAGAGGAUCUGGCCUCCAAGCUCCUACAGUGUUCCCCAAAGAACAGACUAUCGGCACAGGCUGCCUUGAGCCAUGAGUAUUUUAGUGACUUGCCCCCUCGGCUAUGGGAACUGACUGACAUGUCUUCUAUUUUUACGGUCCCAAAUGUAAGAUUGCAACCGGAAGCUGGAGAGAAUGUGCGGGCCUUUGGGAAAAACAAUAGUUAUGGGAAAAGUCUAUCAAACAGCAAACACUGAUGAGCACAAUGUUUUCAGCAAAGCACAGGAUUAAGUUGUCAUCAUCCUGGGAAGAAAAAACACACACAUACAUUAAUGACGUGGCCAAUAAUAAGAAGGGAAUCAUGGAUCAGUCUCCUUUCACUCCCUGUGGUGGAUUUCACUUACAAGAAAAUUGAAGCUGGCAAGACCCUGUUUUCUCUGCAAUUUAUUUAAAACCUUGCACGCAUUUGGGUACCUUGUGAUUUCCAAGAACUAUGUGAAGAUUAAGCUUUGCUUACUGAUACAUGGCAUGUAUUCUUUUCAGUCUUUUAUGUUUGAUUUCAUUUGAUUUCCCUCUGCAGCACAGCAUCUCUGUAAAGAUUUUUAUGCUUUCACCAGCCAUGUCUUAAAUACAUUAAGACAACACAUUUGGUGUUCACACUUUUUCAGUAAUGUCUAUGCUUGAAAGCCACAUAGUGGCAUGAAACAACGUGUGUUUUCUCUAAGAGCAGAACACAUUUUGCAACCGCUAGGAAAGGAAAUCUUUAGUGAAAGCAAACUCAAGUUCUCUGAGAGACUGGACAGCUUGGUCAUCAACUGUGGAGUCCCACUUGUUGCUUACCUUUUGAACACAGUGUAAAUGUGGGUGGAAGUUGUUGUUUUUUCUUGGUAAAACUGCACAUUUAUGUAUAAAAUCAAAAUCUGCUUAGUGUCUUCAAGCCACAGAGCAUGACUGUUCCUCAAGUAGGAAGGAAGUAAAGAAAUCUCAAGUAUUAAUAACAAAGAUGGGGAUAAUUUGAUUACUUUUUUGAAUUCCAGAGAUAAGAAUAACUUUUACAGGUUUACUUAGUAUUAUUAACAUCUGAUUUUUGCCAUCUAUUUCUGUCCCAUGUUACAUUUUCUAAAUGGAGAAAAAAAACUGAGAAGUAGGAUAUUUUGAAACUUGGCUGCAAACAAAUUUUGUGUGCUAAAUGAGCUCCAAAAGCCAUCUAUACUGGUUAAUAUUUUAAAGGGCAAAUUACAGGCUUUACUAAAGCAUAAAAGUUCACUCAUUCACAAGAAAGCACCAAAGGAAAAAUAAAAUUGUAUUUUUUUAAACACUUCACACUAAUUAGAGUAUCUGGGUGUCUUAACUCCUAAGUAGUCCUGAAAGAACUGUUCAAAUGCCUGUUUUAGAGACAAUGCCGAAGUUCUUGCUUUAAAAAUGGAAAAAGCAAAAAUGAAAAGCCCAGCUUCCCUUGUAUUGAGGGAGUUGAGAGAGCUCAGAGAAUUGGAAGCAAGUAUGCGAAGGGCAGAAAAUGUGAAUUGUGUUUGGUAUUGUUCUUUAGAGCAGAGGAAAUACUGCUGGUGUCAUCCAGUGGACAGAAUCCGAAGGAAUAUUGAAGCCAAGGGAGUGAUUAGGAAAUCCAUGUAAUGUAUGAAGCCUUGCUUCUCAGCACACAAAUUCCCUUGGAAAUUCCUUCAUGCACAUUGGUUUGCAUUUCCUCUUGGAAAGUUGAGACUAACAGUUUAAAAUAUGUCACAACUUUUUAAGAAAAAGAACAGGGAAUUUUGACAAAGAUUAUCUGAGAGUCAGGUGUGAGACAAGCUUCUCAUUAGUAAAACCAAUGUAUGUGUGGGAAAUUUAACCCAGAAAUCCCAAACAUGAAAAUGGUACUUUCCCUUGCAUGGGGUGUGAAAAAUAUAUCUCAAGGUCACAAUCCAUCCUCUUCAGAAAUCGUAUUCAUAGUAAGCUUUUAAGUGCUAAGUCAGGAAUUGAUUUGUUUUCAGUUGCUGAUUGAUUUUAAAGAAAAAUGUCUCCCAGAGCUAGAGUGUUUACUAUAUAGACUUCUUUACUGCUCUUUUUUUGUACAUUUCAACUCAUUGGAAAUUGCUAUCGGUGUUUGUAUUUCACAUAUGCUUAAAUAAGAACUUCUCAAAGUAAAGAUGGAAAAAGCUACUUGCAAUUAAGUGACCUUUCCUGUGAUUUCUUCUGACUUUGUUAUUUGGAGGAGAGGCAUACUUUUGUCUGUUAUGAUGUUUAAACCCAAAGCAAUUGAUGGCUGAAUCUUGCCUUUGAGUAGUCUCUGAACUGGAAUUUUUGAAAAAUACUUUGUAUUAACAUCUAAUGUAAACAUCUAUCCAAUGAUAGAAUUGCUCAAAGAUAUAGGUCCUUAUCAUGAAACCUAAUUCUACUCAGCAAAAAGAAAAAUUUACCUUAUUACAGAAGCAGGCAUAUCAGAGGAUUGUGUCUAGGAUGUUUUCCUCUCCCACCCUUGCUAACCAUAUCCAGAGUUGGUUUUACCUUAACUUUUUCUCUUCCAUUAUAUUCUUCCUGUUUAUUGCUGACCUCUUCAUAGUGAGGGCAACCAUGAAAAUCAUUUGACUUUUCAUUCACAGAUGCAUUAUUCUAUUGAGAAAGCACUGGAAUGUUAUGUGAGAUUAUUUUUAUAUGAAAGAGUAGCUUGAAAUCCAACAGUUGGAAUAGUAUGAACACAUUAGCAUGGUGAUUAUAUUAGUGCACCAUCACUGCACACAUAAUAUUUGGAAGGAAAAUUAAGGAGUUCAUUUCCAUUUUCUUAAAGAAAAAAAUUUGGUCAACUUAACUAUAUAAGAUGCAUAGGACAUGAAUAAAAUGUUUGCAGAAUUUGAAAAAGAUGUUAUUUAAAAAAAAACAGGAAGCAGCAGGCAGGGAUGGCUGUCUAUUCACUGAUACAAGUGUGAGAAGCUAUUUCUACCUUCCAAGAGUGAUGUGAAACAUUUCUGAGGGAGCCUCCAACUUUGCAGAGAACACAAGACCUUGUGGUGUCCUUUCUUCAGUGUGCAUAUGACAGCCAGCAUAAUCCCAUCCUAAGUUAUGCGUCUAUAUAAGAUACUCAUCUGUGAAUAUUACUGGUUUUGUAAUCUUUGUUAUAUAAGAGGAUGUUUAGGCUGUAUAUACUGGGGUAGAUUAUUGCCUGCCCCCUAUAUAGAAGAAUAUGCUGCAUAAUUGCACCUAACUUCCAUCUCUCUUAACAGCUUGUAGGCAGAGGAAAACAUAUAUGUUGCUGCCUUGCAUUUUUCUUGUACAUCAAAAACAAAAUUAAAAAAUAUCAAAUAAGCAACCUCUGAUUCUCCUACCCCUUUCCCCAGCAGCAUAUUUUAGAGGCACAUACAAAAAUCAACAUCUCUAGUUGGAAUUGGAUUUUUUUUUAUGCUUCUUUUAUUCUUUUUUGUAUGAUACAGUAUGAUUCAAUGAGAUGUGUACUUUCUAAUAGGAAAGGUUGGUACCGAAAAAACAUGCUAGCAUUUUACAGAAAACUAUUAUGCUUCCAAAUGACAUAUAGUAAGGAGAAUGGAAUAAUAUGUGUUGCAUAUUUGUUAUCAAUUGUAAUUUGUCUGUAAUAUGAAAGAUGUAAUGGUGUGUCAGCUGUUACUGUUGUUUCCUUGUAACAUGAUAUGGAAUAAAGUAUAGCAGAAUCUCUGUA